AGUACCCCAAGUCGCCAGAAAAGAACGAUGAUUCACUAAGUUUCCACUGAUAACACACAAAUAAUACAAUACACACACUAUCACCAAUAUGGCUUCCCAAUCUACCUCGAAACCCUCCAAUGCACGCCGAAAACCCGGCCAGAUCGCCGCAGAGGCUGAAGCGCAAGCCCUCGCCCGACAUGUCGAUUCCGCACAUAAAACCUACGGUCGAGGCGAAGACAUACGGCCCAAGUCUGUGAGGGACAAAAAGCUGCGCUCCAAAGUUAAGGCUUUGCAGAGUAAAGCCAAGGAUGCAGAAAUGCAAGCUAAAGAUGCGGAGAUCCUGAUGGCGGAUGCCACGCCUGGGAUGUUGGAAGCAGAGAACGAGCUAGAGAAGACAUACAAGGUCCGACAGGAUGAUAUAAGAUCCGCCUCGGGCGUUGAAACUGCCAAAAAGGGAUUCGAACUGCGAUUGGAGGGUCUCGGGCCAUACGAUGUCUGCGAAUAUACAAGAAAUGGCCGUGACCUCUUGAUUGCUGGUCGCAAAGGUCAUGUUGCGUGCUUCGACUGGAGAGCAGGCAAACUCGGUUGCGAAUUGAACCUCAACGAGACGGUGCGCGAUGCAAAGUGGCUCCAUACAAACCAGUCCUUUGCCGUGGCGCAGAAGAAAUGUGUGUACAUAUAUGCUCGGGAUGGUGUGGAGCUGCAUGCUUUGAAGAAAUUACAGGAACCCGUCGCUCUUCAAUUCUUGCCCUAUCAUUUCCUCCUUGCAUCCAUUUCUACACUGGGAGUUCUUCGUUAUACAGACAUAUCCACAGGCGCAAACAUAACAGAGUUCGCUACCAAACUCGGACCCCCUACCUCCUUCUGCCAAAAUCCAGCGAACGCUAUCCUGCACGUCGGCCACCAGAAAGGUCUGGUUACACUCUGGUCGCCCAAUUCCUCAACUCCCCUAGUCAAACUCCUGCCGCACAGCGGGCCAGUUCGCUCGCUCGCCAUUGAUCGAGCAGGUCGUUACAUGGUCUCAGCCGGGCAAGAUCGCCGUAUGUCCGUAUGGGAUAUCCGUAUGUUCAAGGAAAUGCACACCCAUCAUCUACGGCAACCAGGCGCAUCCCUCUCCAUCAGCGACCAGAACCUCACUGCGGUGGGCUGGGGCACACAAGUCUCGAUCUUCAACCAGGACAUCUUCACCCGCGCUAAAGAAGACAUCAAGGUACCUGAGCCGUACAUGUCUUGGGGUGGCGAAGGCAACACAAUCUCUAGACUGAAGUUCUGUCCCUUCGAGGACGUACUCGGCAUCUCGCACGACAAGGGCUUCUCCUCAAUCAUCGUUCCCGGCUCGGGCGAACCCAACUUUGACGCUCUCGAGUCAGGACUGAACCCCUUCGAGACCAGCAAGCAACGCAAGGAGGCAGAGGUACACGCUUUGCUCGAAAAGCUGCAACCGGAGAUGAUCUCCCUCGACCCCAAUAUCAUCGGCAAUCUCGACCUCGCCUCUGAAGAACAGCGCAGAAGAGAGCGAGACUUGGACGCCAAGCCCGAAGACAAGAUCGCCAAUCUGAAGAAGAAAGGUAGGGGAAGGAACAGUGCGCUCAGGAGACAUCUCAGGAAGAGCGGACAGAAGAAUGUGAUCGAUGCCGAGAAGGUCAGGGCGAGAGAAGCACUGCAAGCGAUGAACAAGAGGGAGAUCGAAAAAGUCUCCAAGAUGAAGGCCGAAUACGGACCUGCAUUGGCGAGAUUUGCGCGCAAGGGAUUCUAAGACUCUUCUUUUCGUGGCGAUCUGGGGACUCGUUAAGAAGCCCAAUACUGCCAGCACAUCGAAAGAAAAGGAAAUCAGAGAAAAAGUGUUUCGAGUCAUUUGCAUAAGCGUACGGCGUUGUUGUAAUUUGGGACAUAAGAAUUCGAUUGUGGCACAGGAUGAUAUAUACCCUCGGAGUCAGAGCAUUAGAAAGAAAAAAAUGUUUAACAAGUACUUUUUAGCUGUACGACCUCUUGCUUAUUGAUAAGGCAUUCAAACUUCUAUAAG
Molecule: messenger RNA, 2005 nt
Organism: Aaosphaeria arxii CBS 175.79
Lineage: Eukaryota; Fungi; Ascomycota; Dothideomycetes; Pleosporales
Product: BING4CT-domain-containing protein
Exons: 4
Coding region: 89-1738 (549 amino acids)
Biological process (GO): maturation of SSU-rRNA from tricistronic rRNA transcript (SSU-rRNA, 5.8S rRNA, LSU-rRNA)
Cellular component (GO): small-subunit processome; nucleolus; 90S preribosome
Molecular function (GO): protein binding
Source: RefSeq, a predicted model, not a curated record